Molecule: messenger RNA, 1917 nt
Organism: Andrographis paniculata
Lineage: Eukaryota; Viridiplantae; Streptophyta; Magnoliopsida; Lamiales; Acanthaceae
Product: calcium/calmodulin-regulated receptor-like kinase 1
Exons: 10
Coding region: 340-1659 (439 amino acids)
Biological process (GO): protein phosphorylation
Molecular function (GO): ATP binding; protein kinase activity
Source: RefSeq, a predicted model, not a curated record
UACAGACUUGAAAGAGCACGCGCAUUCCCCCGAAUUCACUGCUGCGGUGUUAUUGUGCGGUCUCUCUGCGCAGUCGCCAUUGAUGGUUUCGCCAGCCCAGGAAGAAUUUUUCAUUUCUCUGGAAAGUUGAGAAAAAGCACCAAAAUCCAAACGCACUGCUACGAUUCAUACCAGGCUGGACAAAACGUGGAGCAGGAUUGAUUAUUAUUGCCGAGGAGAGGAGAUCACUCAAGUGUUCAAGCAAUAUCCAGAUUCAUACACGCUGACGAUUGCUUGGUUUUUUUUUGUUCUGGUGCCAGUGUAUGGAUGAAUUACAAUAGCAGAUAUUAGAAGGAAGAAAUGAGAGGGGAGUCAUCUGGCUUAAUCAUCGGAUUAUCAUGUGGAGUGGUGAUUGGAGUUACUUUGGCUAUAGUUGCCUUUUUAUGCUUUCGGUAUCACAAGAAGCAUUCCCAGAUUGGCAAUAGCAGUUCUCGGAGGGCUUCUACCAUACCUAUUCGGGCAAAUGGGCUCGACUCUUGUACUAUGAUGUCGGAUUCAUCCUGUGGAACUGAAUCUCCCAAGUCAACAAUAUCAAGUGUUGUGCCAAUGUGGAUUGGCGGAGUCAAGAAGGCCAAUGUGGUUUCUGCUUCAGGCAUAUUGGAGUACUCUUACAAGGACUUGCAGAAAGCCACCUAUAACUUUACAACAGUAAUUGGUCAAGGGGCGUUUGGUUCUGUGUACAAAGCUCAGAUGUCAACUGGCGAGACUGUUGCUGUAAAAGUGCUUGCAACUGACUCAAAGCAGAGAGAGAAAGAAUUCCAGUCUGAGGUUAUGUUAUUAGGACGGUUGCAUCACCGAAACCUCGUGAAUUUGGUUGGAUACUGCGCUGAGAAGAACCAACAUAUGCUAAUUUAUGUCUACAUGAGCAGAGGAAGCUUGGCAUCUCAUCUAUAUGAUGAGAAGCUUGAACCGUUGAAUUGGGAAUUAAGGGUCCAGAUUGCUCUCGACGUGGCUAAGGGCUUAGAGUAUCUUCAUGAUGGAGCAGUUCCGCCUGUGAUUCAUCGUGACAUCAAAUCGUCCAAUAUUUUGUUGGAUCAGUCCAUGAGAGCCAGAGUUGCUGACUUUGGUCUUUCGAGGGAAGAGAUGGUCAGCAAGCAAGUGUCCAAUGUUCGUGGCACUUUUGGAUAUCUUGAUCCUGAAUACAUUUCGACGCGAUCAUUUACCAAGAAAAGCGAUGUUUAUAGCUACGGAAUAUUGGUGUUUGAACUCAUUGCAGGGAGAAAUCCGCUGCAGGGUCUUAUGGAAUACGUCGAACUAGCAGCCAUGGAUACAGAGGGAAAAGUUGGGUGGGAAGAAAUAGUCGAUCCUCGGCUCGAUGGGAACUUUGAUGUCAAAGAAAUAAACGAGGUAGCGGCUCUGGCGCAUAAAUGUGUGAACCGUGUGGCCCGGAGGAGGCCAUCGAUGAGGGACAUUGUCCCAGUGCUUACGAGGAUUCUUAAAUCGAGACAUGGCAGCAAGAAGCAUGAGAGCAAGUCUAUGACUCCCCGAGGCGAUCAGGUAAUAGUAAAUAUCGAUGAGUUAGGACAGUAUCGGGGCUCAGUGCCGACGCCUCAUAGGCAUCGGCAGCAUGAGAGAGUCGAAUCUGUUGACAGCAGCAUGGCUGACUCUGUUGAUAUGUGAAGAACGAUUUUGUUCUUUCUUUCUUGAUUUUAAUGUUUCUUUUAGGAUAGGAUUCGAUUCGAUCACUUGUGUUUCUCUGCCUCUGUCUCUGUAUUGGCCUUGUUAAUUUUCUUGAUAGCUUUUUUGGGGUUGGGUUGGGUGGGUGGUUAAUUAGGCUAUGAUAUGAUAUCAUAUGAAUAUGACCUACCUUGAUUGUACAUAUAUACAGGCGACAGUGAUUUUCUUGUAAUUUUGAAUUGAAAAGUUGGUUGUACUUGU